This is a messenger RNA of Aspergillus terreus NIH2624, 429 nucleotides long. RefSeq lists its product as uncharacterized. The transcript has 3 exons. The record is from RefSeq and is a predicted model, not a curated record. Bases 1 to 429 code for a protein of 142 amino acids. NCBI's taxonomy places the organism in Eukaryota, Fungi, Ascomycota, Eurotiomycetes, Eurotiales, Aspergillaceae.
AUGAUCAAGGAGUCCUGUGAUGCCAUGAGUCAGGCCGAAGGCGUGGUAUGGUUUUCCUGGCAAUGUCUCGAGAAUGCCCAGGAAACCAGUUGGUUUUUCGUGACAACCCAGGACACUGUUCUGGGAUCAGAGCAAGAUGACAUUGUGAUUCUGGUUCAAGGCUGUGUUUUUCUCAAAUUAAGCAUGGUGGUUGGACUUCUAAGCUACCAACAUCCUCCCUCAUUCUUCAUGGUGAUCUGGCGGUAUCUGUCCACUUGGUCAACCCCGUACCGCGGCGCAUCGGGUCUAGCAUCAAUUUCGCGCUCAGUUGCCCCUGUCUAUCUUGGCGAUCAUGGGUCUAUGAUACCACAACGUUUGCCGACUAAGUGCCGUGAGCCUGAACGGCACUUCAGUCCUCUGAAUGGCCUUUUCGUUGGCUCGUAUUUGUGA